AUGGUCAGUUCCUGUUGUGGCUCCACCUGUUGUGGUCCAAGCUGUGGCUCUGGCUGCUGUGCUCCCUGCUGCUGCCGCCCCAGUUGCUGUAUUACCAGCUGUUGCCGCCCCAGCUGCUGUGGGUCCUGCUGCUGCCGCCCCACCUGCUGCAUAUCUAGCUGCUGCCGCCCCAGCUGUUGCCAGCCUUGCUGCCGCCCCUGCUGCUGUAUUUCUAGCUGCUGUCACCCCAGCUGCUGUGGGUCUAGCUGCUGCCAACCUUGCUGUUGCCGCCCUACCUGCUGCAUAUCUAGCUGUUGCCAGCCCUGCUGCCGCCCCACCUGCUGCUACAUUACCUGCUGCAGAACCAACUGCUGUAGACCAGCCUGCUGUGGGUCCUCUUGCUGCUGA
Messenger RNA from Gracilinanus agilis (Agile Gracile Mouse Opossum), 387 nucleotides. RefSeq names its product keratin-associated protein 4-3-like. Gene Ontology annotation, cellular component: keratin filament. The record is from RefSeq and is a predicted model, not a curated record. NCBI's taxonomy places the organism in Eukaryota, Metazoa, Chordata, Mammalia, Didelphimorphia, Didelphidae. The coding region runs from base 1 to 387 and encodes 128 amino acids. The transcript has a single exon.